UUUUUUUUUUUUUUUUUGUAUUGAUAAUAUAGUGACAUUAAUGAAUCGUUUGACGGUGACUAGUCUUCAAAGGGCAUUUCUUCGUUCACAACGAUCGGGUAUCACUCGACUUUAUUCUACACAUAAAGAAAUCAAGUUUGGUAUCGAUGGACGCGCUGCUUUACUUCGAGGUGUGGAUUUGUUGGCCAAGUCUGUCGCUGUGACAUUAGGUCCCAAAGGUCGUAAUGUAUUGAUUGACCAACCUUAUGGUUCUCCCAAAAUGACAAAGGAUGGUGUUACUGUAGCAAAAUCUAUUACUUUGGAAGAUAAAUUUGAAAACUUGGGUGCAAGACUUGUUCAAGAUGUUGCUAACAAGACAAAUGAAACGGCAGGAGAUGGUACUACUACUGCUACUGUUUUGGCUCGUUGGAUUUUUGCUGAAGGAGUGAAGAAUGUGGCAGCUGGAUGUAAUCCUAUGGAUCUUCGUCGUGGAGUGACUUUAGCUGUAGAUGCAGUCAUUGAUUAUCUUAUGGCCAAUACAAAAAUGAUCACGACUUCUGCCGAAAUAGCUCAGGUAGCGACCAUUUCAGCCAAUGGAGAUCAACAUGUGGGUAAUAUGAUUGCUCAAGCUAUGGAACGUGUUGGCAAGGAAGGAGUGAUUACAAUCAAAGCCGGCAAAACAAUGGAUGACACAUUGGAAGUGACAGAAGGCAUGCGAUUUGAUCGUGGAUUCACAUCACCUUAUUUUAUUACGGAUACCAAGACACAAAAAGUGGAAUUCGAAAAACCAUUGGUGUUACUCUCGGAAAAGAAAAUCUCUCUCUUAUCAGACGUGAUGCCAGCCAUGGAAGCAGCAGCGACACAACGACGACCUCUCUUGGUGAUUGCUGAAGAUGUGGAUGGUGAAGCGCUUGCGGCAUGUAUUCUGAAUAAGCUCCGUGGGCAACUACAAGUAGCAUGUGUCAAGGCCCCUGGGUUUGGCGACAACCGUAAAUCGAUCUUGGGAGAUAUUGGUGUGCUAACAAACAGUGUGGUCUUCAGUGAUGAUCUAGAUAUCAAGUUGGAAAAGGCGACCCCGGAUUUGUUUGGUACGACUGGAUCUGUCACUAUCACCAAGGAAGAUACCGUGAUGCUCAAUGGAGCUGGGUCCAAGGAAGAUAUUGCUCAACGCUGUGAACAAAUUCGAAGUGCUAUGGCAGGUGCAACAGACUAUGAAACUGACAAAUUGAAAGAACGAUUAGCCAAGUUAUCUGGUGGCGUUGCUGUGAUCAAGGUUGGUGGAGGAUCCGAAGUGGAAGUAGGUGAAAAGAAGGAUCGAUUUGAUGAUGCACUCUGUGCUACGAGGGCGGCGGUGGAAAUGGGCUUUACAUGUGGUGGUGGAUCUACUUUGGUCAAGGCGGCUAAGGCAUUGGAUGGAUUGAAAGGUGUUAACUUUGAUCAACAAUUGGGUAUCAACAUCAUCCGUGAAGCGAUUCAACGUCCAUGUCGUAUUAUUGUUGACAAUGCUGGUGGUGAAGGUUCCGUGGUUGCUGGCAAAUUGAUGGAUGAAUAUUACGAUAAACCAAAUUGGGGUUACGAUGCUGCUACAAAUGAAUAUGCUGAUAUGAUUGAACGGGGCAUCAUUGAUCCUACUAAAGUUGUCCGUACUGCGCUUGUCGAUGCUGCUGGUGUGGCUAGUCUUCUCAGUACAUCUGAAGCUUUUAUUGUCGAUGCCAAAGAACCAGAAACGUCUCCUCCAAUGACUGGUGGUGGUAUGGGAAUGAUGUAGAUCUCAUCACUAUUUUUUUUAUUUAUUUAUUAUUUUAUUAUUAUUUAUCUGUAGUAUUUUUUUUUUUUUGUCAUUAUUACCUCCCCUCUCUUUUUCCUUUUUCCUUUUUUAUAUAUCUAUUUAUCUCACUAUCUUGUCUUAUCGAAGUACCAAUAAAAAUCAUCUUAUUGU
Molecule: messenger RNA, 1918 nt
Organism: Halteromyces radiatus
Lineage: Eukaryota; Fungi; Mucoromycota; Mucoromycetes; Mucorales; Cunninghamellaceae
Product: hsp60-like protein
Exons: 3
Coding region: 41-1747 (568 amino acids)
Biological process (GO): mitochondrial unfolded protein response; protein import into mitochondrial intermembrane space; protein refolding
Cellular component (GO): mitochondrial inner membrane; mitochondrial matrix
Molecular function (GO): protein-folding chaperone binding; ATP-dependent protein folding chaperone; ATP binding
Source: RefSeq, a predicted model, not a curated record